AUGAAGUUCACCAGCACCGCCAUCGCCGCCAUCUUCGCCGCCACCGCCACGGCAGCUCCCACCCCCUCUCCCGAGGCCAAGUCCGCCGUAGCCGACGUCCCGGAGUGGACGAUCGAGAGCAUCAAGCGCGGCUGCAACGCGGCCAACACCCAGUGCAUCUGGACCUUCAGCAUCAACACGCACCUCGCGGACCCGACUCCCUGCGAGUUCACCGUCAAGGGCUCUGGCAACGUGCCAGCCAGCCAGACCGACAGCAGCGGCAACAUCUGCGGCCCUUACACCGUCGGGUCCGGCUGGAGCGGCCAGUUUGGCCCCGGCAACGGCUUCACCGUCCUGAGCGUCGUCGACGAGGCCCAGAAGCUCAUCGCUUGGCCCUCGUACACCGAUAAGGCGCUCGAGGGCAACGUUGUCGUGUCUCCUGACCUGAGCUGGCCGGUUACUUCUCUCCAGUUCUAA
This is a messenger RNA of Daldinia childiae, 456 nucleotides long. RefSeq names its product putative surface protein 1 protein. The record is from RefSeq and is a predicted model, not a curated record. Bases 1 to 456 code for a protein of 151 amino acids. The transcript has a single exon. Lineage: Eukaryota; Fungi; Ascomycota; Sordariomycetes; Xylariales; Hypoxylaceae.